UACCCUGAGACUUUCGGUAAAACCUGAAACACUCCUUAUUGAAUUUUUAAAAACUUAAAAAAAAUGUCGAAAAGUUCCCGACAUUCCACAGUAGAAAAUCUGCGUAAAUCGCAGAUCCCAAAGCAAAUUCCCAAAAAGGCAGCGCCUCGCCAUAGAUCCUAUGAUGGGGAUGCAUUCGUGAAUCUCUUUGGUCAUCGUGGAGCCCGUGAUAUCAUGAUUUUGGAUAAUCGUGGAGUUCCCCUGCGAUCCACUGCCAGCCAGAGACGCACCUUUCAUUAUGUUUCGAAUCUGAAGCCCCUUCUUUUUAUGGCCCGCAAUGUGGUCAGGGAUCUGGAUCCCUCGAAUGAUAUAACUUUCAUGAGAAUUCGCUCUAAUAUUGGCGAAAUACACAUGACUCUGGGCGUGGAAUUUAUUUUGAUUAUUGUGCAAAAGCUACGAAAACUCAGAAGAAGCCUGACAACAUAAAAUAUAGUUCGCUAUUACUGUGCGUGUGCAAAACCUAAUUGAACUGUACUCAUCGUUACACUA
Molecule: messenger RNA, 528 nt
Organism: Drosophila subpulchrella
Lineage: Eukaryota; Metazoa; Arthropoda; Insecta; Diptera; Drosophilidae
Product: dynein light chain roadblock-type 1
Exons: 2
Coding region: 64-465 (133 amino acids)
Biological process (GO): microtubule-based movement
Cellular component (GO): cytoplasmic dynein complex; centrosome; cytoplasm
Molecular function (GO): dynein intermediate chain binding
Source: RefSeq, a predicted model, not a curated record